Messenger RNA from Purpureocillium lilacinum, 1236 nucleotides. RefSeq lists its product as uncharacterized. NCBI's taxonomy places the organism in Eukaryota, Fungi, Ascomycota, Sordariomycetes, Hypocreales, Ophiocordycipitaceae. Gene Ontology annotation, molecular function: Hsp70 protein binding; Hsp90 protein binding. The record is from RefSeq and is a predicted model, not a curated record. Gene Ontology annotation, biological process: protein folding. Gene Ontology annotation, cellular component: nucleus; cytosol.
AUGGAUAUCGAAUCACUCAUGGAGAGGGCCAUGAACAUGGCUCAGCCGGGCCAGCAGCAGCAGCAACCAGGCAGCCAGAGCGAGGCGGAUGCGACGAAACCCUCAUUACCCCCCGGCCUGGCCGUCAACGCGGGCAAGACGGUCGACGAGGUGUGGGCGGAGCUCAACAAGUCGCCGCUGUUCAUGACGGAGCUGGAGGACAACGACGACGUGGCGGCGCUGCAGGCGCUGAGCUACGAGGGCUCGGCGCUGGACAACAGCGCCGACUUCAAGGAGCGCGGCAACGAGUGCUUCAAGGUCAGGGGCUACGUGGACGCAAAGGAGUUUUACACCAAGGGCGUGCAGAUCCUGGCGGCCGAGGAGCGCAAGCGCGCCCGGGGCGAGACGACGACGAACCCCGAGGGCGAGCCCGACUCGGCCGACGAGAUCCGCCGGCAGAGGGAGAUGCUCGAGGCGCUGUACGUGAAUCGCGCGGCGUGCCACCUCGGGCUGGAGAAUUACCGCAGCUGCUGGCUCGACUGCGCGGCCGCGCUGCGGCUCAACCCGCGGAACCUCAAGGCGUGCUACCGUAGCGCCAAGGCCCUCCUGGCGGUGGACCGCAUCGCCGAGGCCGACGACGUGUGCGCCAUGGGGCUGGCCGUCGACGCGGACAACGCGGGGCUGCGCGCCGUGGCAGCCGACAUCAUCAAGCGCGCGACAGAGCUGGACACCCGGCGCAAAAAGGAAGAGGAGCGCGCCGCCACGAAGCGCCGCCGCGAGCAGCUCCUCCACGCGGCCCUCGCGGCGCGCAACAUCCCCACGCGCACCACCGACAAGCCCCCCGAGAUGGGCGACACGCGACUAGAGCUCGUCCCGGACCCGGACGACCCGCGCAGCACGCUGUCGUUCCCCACGGUUCUGCUGUACCCGCUGCACCUGGAGAGCGACUUCAUCAAGGCCUUCAACGAGACGCAGACCCUCGACGACCACCUGGCGUACGUGUUCCCCCUGCCGUGGGACGAGGGCCGCGGCGCGUACACGCCCGCGGGGGUGACGUGCUACGUCGAGACGCGCGACGGCGGGCUGCUCAAGAUGGGCAAGCGCGUGCCGCUGCUCAAGGUGCUGGGCACGGGCAAGGUCGAGGUCGUGGACGAGGUGGUGCGCAUCUUUGUCGUGCCGUCGCCGGAGGCCGAGGCGUGGGCCAAGGAGUUUAAGGAGAAGAGGGCGGCGGAGAGGGGUGGCAACGCCGGGCGGUGA